Messenger RNA from Cladocopium goreaui, 2104 nucleotides. Lineage: Eukaryota; Dinophyceae; Suessiales; Symbiodiniaceae. The record is from the annotation of a GenBank genome assembly.
AUGGACCGAAUCGAGGAACAACCUGACUUGCUGGAAGAACAGCGGGCAAUGCACGCCGAGGUCAGCGGCUUGCAGGCGAGUCACAGCCUGGAGCUGGAGCGGCUUCGCGAGGAACUGGGCCGAGAACGCGAGCUGCAUCGGGAGGCGCGGAUGGCCCAGGCAACGGUGGUGCUGAUGAUCCCCAAUGCCAAGCAAUUGCAACUCGUGGUGUCUGCAGAGGCUUCUCAUGUGCUCCACGGUCUCCAAGCACAGAGGGAUGAGAAGGUGAAAGAUCUUCAAGAGGAGCUACGAAAUCUUAGCGAUGGGUUAGCUCAGAAGGAAGAAGACAUGUUGAAUAUUCAGUUCAGCAUGGCUGAACUACAGAACCGCUGUGUUGACCAGGGCGUCAGUGCCUCAGACAGUGCAACAGCCGUUGCUUUUGACAACGGAGCAAGAUUUCAGAGUGCCGACGUCUUGCUGGUCUUGGCUGGCAAACUUCUUCCAUAUGAUGCAACGUGGGAGGAUGUUGGUCGGCCAUCAGAAGUGGAGGUGGUGACCCUUCCUCCCGUGAUGGAUUUUACCGCCUCUCUGUUCCACGCAGUCCAGAAGGGAGAUGUUCGUGCGGUUGAAUCGAUCUUGUUGAAAUGCCAGGAUCCGAAUUGUCAGGAUACCAGAGGCAACUGGGCCUUUUUGAAAGCGAGCACGACACCGUACUGCAAAAGUGAGAUGUUGCGUUUGCUCCACGAAGCUUCUGCCGAUGUGCGUGUGGCCGAUCGUUCUGGUCGUACAGCUCUCCAUGCAGCUUCAUCUUGUGAUGAAGGUGAAGUUGUGAAUUUUCUUCUCGAGUGUCGCGCAGACCUGGAAGCAGCUGAUACAUUUGGACGGACUGCGCUGCACUUGGCUGCUUUGAGGGUUUGCGGGCAGGCUGCCCAAAGAUUAUUGGAGUGGGGUAUCCAGAAGAACAGAGAAGACAGCAGUGGCACUACUGCCUUGCACACUGCAGCCGACAAGGGGAACCAUGGUGUCUUGUGUGUACUGCUGGGGGCCCAUGCAGAUAUGGAAAAAACUGAUUCAAAUGGUCUGACUCCUUUACAUGCAGCAGCAUCGCGCGGCCGCAUGAAAGUGGUGGUGGAUCUUGUGUCUCAUUCGGCAGACAUGAACAAACCAUGUCUCAAUGGCAUUACCCCACUUCAUGCAGCUUGUGAUCGAGGAUAUGGCCAGAUUGCAGAUUUUUUGAUCCAAAGUCGGGCAGACUUGGACCAGGGAGACCUCUUUGAAAGCAGCCCUCUACAUGCAGCUGCAGCAGCUGGUCACCAUGAAGUGGUGCGCCUGAUGGUGGAAGGACGUGCAGAUCUUCAAGUAGGAAAUGUCAAUGAUGUUAGCCCAUUGCAUGUUGCAGCAGCACAGGGUCAGAUCCAGGUGGUAGAACUUCUGGUUGCUUCUGGCGCACAGAAAGACAAAGUGAACUGCUUUGGCGCAACACCCUUGCGCGGUGCAGCGGAACAAGGACAUUAUUCAGUUGUGAGUUUUUUGCUACAGAUCAGAGCGAGUGGCACAAUCACUGACAACAGCAACAGCACUGCUUUACAUUCAGCGGCUGCACAGGGCCACUACGACAUAGCUAAGAUCUUAGUGCAGUCCAAGUCGGAUGUGAAUGGCGUGACUUGUGAUGGAAUGACCCCUUUGCAUGCAGCAUCAAUGCGAGGAGAUUCCGAUUUGGUGGAGUUUUUGCUUCGUUGCAGAGCCAAUCCCAACCAAGAAAAUGUGAAAGGGGAGCUGCCUUUGCAUGCCGCGUCAGCUUUGGCGCAUGCACGUGUGGUGGAGUAUUUGUUGGGUGCCCGCGCAAAGGUCAAUCAUGUGAAUAGGCGUGGUUUCUCUGCUCUGCACACAGCUGCUAGUCUGGGACGUGUGGAGGCUGCUCGUGCGCUUGUUGAGGCAGGUGCUGACAAAGAGCUGCCAGAUGAGGUGGGAAAUACCGCAUUGCGGGCAGCUGCGCGCCAGGGCAGUAUGGAGAUGAUUUGUUUGUUGGUUGAGGCUGGGGCCCAGCAAACCUUUGACAAAACUUGGGAGUGAGGCCCCAGCAUCGAGGUGACGAAUGAGCAAGGACAGUUCAGCCUGUGUGGCG